AUGUCUCGGCUUGUAAACCGGUCAUCUGUCAACGUGUUGAGAAUGCACCAGUCAUCUGUUGAUGAGAAUGUUGCAAUGUUCUUACAAUAUGGUUUAUCAGAAGAAUCAGAACCCACGAUUAAUGAUAAUGUUAUUGCUCGGGAGAUUCAACAACAAUACCAAAACAAUAUUAUUUUGGACGAUGCUGCUAUUGCAUUGGUGAUUCAGCGAGAAGAAGGAAAUCUACCGACCUCUCUAAGCGAUGAUGAAAAACUAGCUAGAUAUUUGCAACAACAAGAUGAACAAAUAUUUUCUCAUGACUUUUUUCUAUACUCUACAUUGACGAUUUUAUGUUUCCUUCAAUCUGCAGGGAAUCAUUCAUACAUGCCUGAACGUGAUGUUCCCUCGAUAAGUAGAGAUUUUUUUCACUAUGAAGAUGGUGAUUACUUCUCGGGUCAUCAUACACAUACUCGUACCUCUUCAAAUAUCUCAUCAGUUACUUCCCCAAAUUAUCCUGCUAAUGAGAACAUUGAUCCCGCAAAUAUGACUUAUGAGGAAUUAAAUCAGUUAGGAGAGUCCAUCGGAGAUGUUGGUAGAGGUUUAUCACAAGGGCGGAUCUCCAAAUUACCGACUCAUAAGUACGGUACUAAAACCAAAACUCGGUGGUGGCAAAUUAAGAAAAAGAAGUUUAUCGCAACUGCUACUGAGUGUUCGAUAUGCCUCGUCGAGUAUGAGAAUGGUGAUAAGAUAACAACAUUGCCAUGUAAACAUAUCUACCACAAGGAUUGUAUUUCACAAUGGUUGGAACAGAACAGUGUAUGCUGCGUUUGCAAAGCCGAGGUUUAA
Messenger RNA from Thlaspi arvense, 825 nucleotides. The record is from the annotation of a GenBank genome assembly. NCBI's taxonomy places the organism in Eukaryota, Viridiplantae, Streptophyta, Magnoliopsida, Brassicales, Brassicaceae.